AACCCUUUAAAAGCCUCCAUUGGACAUGGUCUAAAUAACACGUAUCGCCUAGAUAAAGCUAAAUCGAUCGGAAUGCAUCCCGAGCUGAUCGAUUUUACCGAAAUUUCAAACAACCUUGACGAGGAGGAGAAUAUGACGUUUCCAAUGGGUGGUGAUAUGGAGGACUACGAUAAGCCUCGAGUGGAGGCAUCAGAUUGUUUCGAUUUUGAUGGUAUUAUCAAUAGCUCUGCACUGGUAGCCCACCACUGUGAAGGCGACGAGUGUCGUAAGCACACUUAUCUUGCCUUGGUCAAGCUUUAUGCGAGGGCGGGGCUUCAUCUUUACAAUAUGUUGAAUGAGACAAACUUGAAGCUCGAUCACCUAAAGAGAUUUAACAAGCAAAUGCGUUUUCUUUCCUCAUACUACAUAACUUUGCUUGCAUUCGAUCCAACCAGCCGUUUGCAGGAAACCUUUCAGGUUAAAGUUGAUGACGAUUGUUUUAACAGUUUGGAUUUCAUAUGCCCUAUUGCUAGACCUAAACCCCUAGUGAUCACCAAGGAGCCCUUCAUCCCUCCUCGGGAUUACACAGUUGUGCUACCUUUCUACAAAGGUAGCUUGCCUGAGUGGCCACCAGAGGAUGCUUUCAAUGACAGAAAACGAGUUUAUGUGGUGAAUGAAUCAGAGUUGCAAAACACUGAUUGGAUUUAUCUGUAUUUGGAACUUGUCAUUUGUUCACGCCAUAGGCAGAUUUCAGAUGGCGAUCUGUCCAAGCUGAAGAUUGUGAAUGUGGCGAUAGAAACUAUUGAAGAAGUGGAGCCGCCGAAUGAGAGACUUAACGCCAAACGUGCAAUUGUCUACAUAACUUUUAAGGGCUUGGCCAUUGGUAGGACUAGUGAACAUAUUGAACGCAAAGCUAUAGUUAGAAGAGUCAUCAAUGAGCGUGAAGGAUACUUGUCUCUCAAAGGUGACAUUUGGAGUUGAAUUCGAAGCUGCCUUCCAGGACUCAAAGCUUUGAAUAAUGAGCAUCGUUCUCAAAAUCCAUCUGCAAUGCUUUCGCUUAGGCGUUGUUGAUAAGAUCCAGUGAAAAUGUGGACCUAAUAAUAAACGACUAAUGGACUAAAAAUUAUUUUGUCUUUUUACUGUUUAAGUAGAUUUGUGUCUAGGUUUAUGUGUGUGAUGUCUUCGGAUACAUUAAUUAA
Messenger RNA from Arabidopsis lyrata subsp. lyrata, 1178 nucleotides. Its product is annotated as UPF0725 protein At1g02770. The transcript has 6 exons. Bases 73 to 960 code for a protein of 295 amino acids. The record is from RefSeq and is a predicted model, not a curated record. NCBI's taxonomy places the organism in Eukaryota, Viridiplantae, Streptophyta, Magnoliopsida, Brassicales, Brassicaceae.